Molecule: messenger RNA, 2373 nt
Organism: Bradysia coprophila
Lineage: Eukaryota; Metazoa; Arthropoda; Insecta; Diptera; Sciaridae
Product: choline transporter-like protein 1
Biological process (GO): transmembrane transport
Cellular component (GO): membrane
Molecular function (GO): transmembrane transporter activity
Source: RefSeq, a predicted model, not a curated record
CCGCGAUAGCACUAUAAUACUCAAUACACACAUAUUGGUUCUAUUCGUCUUCGGGUGGAGACCAAACGAAUUUUGUCUCUGGAUCUUUUUGCGUAUUAGUAUAUUUUGAGAACAUUGUGUGGUAAGGAUUCAGUUUUGAUGCCGACGAAAACAGUAGUGAUCGAAUGGGCGCGUAUUGCAUGAAGAAAAAAUUGUGAAGCGAAGCCAUUUGUCGAAUUUCUUAGUUCUUUUAAACGAGAAUUUCAUCGUAAUUAUUUUGUGUUCAAAACAAAAACGUAAUCGAAGCAUUGGAAUUACAAUUAUUAUAAAUUUAAUACACGACGACGACGACGCCGGUUGUAGGCGUAUAUAGUUCCAAGGCCAUGAUUGCUGGAAAUUCUCAGGAGAGAAAGCCGACCGAUGUGCCGGCUUUGUAUUUUUGUACCGGAUUUGUUUUAUUAAUCUUCGGUGGCUUCGUUGGAUAUGCUCUCUUUAAUGCAAGCAUUUUCAGACUAAUUAAUGGAAUAGAUGAUUGCGGCAAUGUUUGCGGCAGAACGAAUGACGACAACACAAUAAACUUUUGCGGAUCGAACAACAAAGUGGAACUACCUUUCACCUUGGUCUUGUAUACGAAAGAUCCUACGAAUCCGAACAACACCAUCAGCCAUUCGACGUGUGUGAAAAGUUGUAAUAGUCCUGAAUAUGUGGAAAUCGUCAAUCGUUGUUUCUUGCGGUCCAACGGAACUGACACAUCGUCAGUCAACGACAAGGCAUUUCUACAUACAAUAAGCAACGAUUUGGUUCAUUCAUGGUCACCAAUAUUAAUAUCGUGCGUUGUGGCACUUAUAUUCUCGUACAUCUUGCUCAUUCUCUUCCGCUAUGCGAUAAAAUAUGUAAUUUGGGUCAUUUACAUCGGACUCAUCGUUUUGCUGGUUGUCGGUGCCAUUGUCUUCACCGUGUUUUACUUUAAAGCCAAAAGUAGUGAUCCAGAGUCACAACCUGCGGGCUUUUUGGCAGUGGCAGGAGUUCUGGCCUUACUCGCAUUGAUUUUGGGAUUUAUCAUUUUUAUGGUCAGAAGACGAAUCCGUUUAGUUGUUCAGCUUUUCAAAGAAGCGUCGAAAACAUUGGGAGAUGUACCGUUGAUUGUAUUGGAACCGUUGCUCACGUUCCUGGCUAUGGGAUUAGCAACAGCUGCAUUUCUGUACUUUUAUGUUAUGAUCGAAAGUUCCGGCAAGUUAAAGUCAGAAAACGACGAAAACGGAAAAUUCUUCAAAGCCUUAUACGUCAAAGAUAUCGGUUGUCACGGUGCUUAUUACAUCAAUUUGGUUGCAUAUAUUUGGUUCACCCAAUUCAUUCUUGGUUGUCAACAUUUCGUUAUCGCUUCAACCGUUAGCCAAUGGUUUUUCGCACGCACUAAAAGUAAGCUGGACUCGCCGAUAAGCCGGGCUUUCCAUCAUUUAUUGCGCAUCCACAUCGGUUCGAUUUGUCUGGGAUCCAUUUUCAUCACGAUUGUUAAAAUAAUUAGGAUGCUUGUUGAAGGCGCAACGAAUUCCAUGAGAAACUCUGAUAGUGCGUUCGCGAAGGCUGUCGCAUGCUGUUGUGAGUUCAUCGUAGAACAACUCGAAAGGCUACUGAAAUAUCUUGUUCGAAAUGCUUAUAUCAUUGUCGCUCUGGACGGGACACCUCUAAUUGAAUCUGGACAGAAAGCGUUCCGACUGCUCACAGAGAAUCUAAAAGACGUGCUGACUUUGAACCAUGUAGGGGACUUUGUUCUCUUCUUGGGUCGUAUAUUCGUAACUCUUAUUGCCGGCUUCAUCAGCUACGAAGUUGCUAGCCGAAACGAUAGCAUCGAGUUCAAAUUCAUACCGAUCAUAUUGUCAGUCAUAUUGGCCUUCCUCAUCAUUCACUGUUUCAUGACCGUUUACGAGAUGACACUGGACACUAUUUUCAUCUGUUUCUGUGUCGAUUGUGAACAGAAUGACGGCCAAUCGCGUCCCUACUUCAUGAGUCGUAAAAUGAUGGAAGUGAUGAUGGAACUGAAAGGGGAAGCUGGCGGUGAAUUCACCAAUUUUGGUGCAUUCAAACAUGUUGAUGCCUCAGCAAUGCCAAUGAUGCCGUACGGACAAGUUGAGAAUGGGAAGACGCGGCCAAUGAUACCACAAAAUUAUCAAUUUUUCACAGCAAGCUAAGAUACUCACUAAAUUCAUUGAUAUAAAUAGAGAUACAUAGAGAUGGAGAGAGAGAGAGAGAAACAUGAAAAAUUAAUGAAAGUAAUUGUAACAAACAAUAAUUAUGUGUGCCUACAAAAUGCGACAAAAGUUGCAAGCAAAAAACUUAUUUUCUGAAGUGUCCGCUGGUUUAUAUGUUUUAAAAUAUAAUCUGUACCAAUUCCAA